This is a messenger RNA of Phytomonas sp. Hart1, 1419 nucleotides long. The record is from the annotation of a GenBank genome assembly. NCBI's taxonomy places the organism in Eukaryota, Euglenozoa, Kinetoplastea, Trypanosomatida, Trypanosomatidae.
GAUCUGUUUACGCCGAUUAUAGGUUACAUGGUAAAUACACAUCAUCAUCUGAAGGGCCACCUACUAUACCUCUAGAAUCUAUUAGAGUAGCUUAAAAUGCUUAAGCUUAGAGUACGGAUACCGAGAAGUACCGCUCCUAUAGAGUCGGAGGUCGAUGCUGAAGCACCCUGGAUUGCCUUACUUUAUGAACUUGAGAGAGUCAGCGGAGUUGAUGUUAACCAAAUACAAGUCUUGUUUGGCUUCCCCCCGAAGCCGCUUCGUGUUUCCGAGGAAACUCUAGUUAAAGAUCUCAAGCUGCGGGACAACGAUAUUAUUAUUGUCCAAGAAGGCGAAGGAGUGCUUCAUAAGGGUGUAGACGGGAGAAAAUAUGUUCCCCCAGUUCAGGAAAGGGCGCAUUUCACGCGUCGUAUUUGCCCAUCGGACAACUCCUGUUUAUUUCACGCUUGUGCGUACAUCCUGCACAACAAGAGCCGUUCAGACGGACCUUUGCUUCGUCAAAAGUGUGUUGACUUUGUGAUCAACCAUCCUGAAAUUUUCAACAAGGAGGUGCUUGGUGAAGAUCCCUACGCGUACGCAGGAUGGCUCAGCCGGCCCGAAUCAUGGGGGGGGGGCAUUGAGUUGGAGAUCCUAAGUCGUAUGUACGAGACGGAGAUCUUCGCCCUUGACUUGGAGUCCUCGACCGUGCAGAAGUUUGGAACGGAUAAUAAUUACAGUGUGCGUGGGUUUGUUGUAUACACUGGGGCCCAUUACGACUGUAUCGCCAUGAAUCCCAUGUUCAACUCGUUAUCGGAGGUAAGCGACCAAGUAUUGUUCAACAUCAGAAGUGACGACGUCGUGGAGCGAGCCCAACGCUUUGUACAAGAGGAAGGCAAAAAGAUCCAUUGACGUAUUUAUCUAUAUCGAAGGAAAGUUGUGCGCUAAUUCAUAUUUUCGCUAUCGAAAUGGAGAGCUUAAGAAUUGAAAUAGGAUCUGUGCAUUUAUCACUAAGAAAUAUAUUCUGUUAUCUGAGUAACCAGUGCAAGCUACUUCGAUAAUCUAUUUAGUGAAUGUUUAUAUUUUUACUGGCAUGUGCCAUCAUUAUCAUUAAAUGGAAAGGAAAAAACAAUACUCCUUGCUUGUUUAUUUUCCUAACGGGUUUUGUCAUUGAUGUAAUCUCGAAACUGAAGCUAUUAUAUAUCGUUUAUUUCGACCUACUUUAAUUUUGUAUCAUUGGAAGGAUAGAAUUUUAGUCGUGGGAGAGUAUUAUAGGAUUCGUCCAUCCACUCAUUUGUCUUUCUGAAAUAUUUGGAAAAAUUGAAUGCAUUUAUAUAUAUAUAUAUAUCAUUCCUAGCUUGCUUUAUUUGAAUUAAUCAAAAUCGUCAGAAGGCCCGCACAAUGCUUUGUGGGUUGUUUGAAAAGAAGUAUUGCUGAUAUUGGCGA